Messenger RNA from Diorhabda carinulata, 4678 nucleotides. RefSeq names its product catenin alpha. Lineage: Eukaryota; Metazoa; Arthropoda; Insecta; Coleoptera; Chrysomelidae. Bases 202 to 2934 code for a protein of 910 amino acids. Gene Ontology annotation, cellular component: adherens junction; catenin complex; actin cytoskeleton. The record is from RefSeq and is a predicted model, not a curated record. Gene Ontology annotation, molecular function: cadherin binding; structural molecule activity; beta-catenin binding. The transcript has 11 exons. Gene Ontology annotation, biological process: cell migration; cell-cell adhesion.
AGUGGUUCUUGCCGUUGACAGUUGACAGUUUGGCACACCUAUGCAGUUAUGAUUCAUAUUAGAGAUAAACAAUAAGAGGAAUUUAUUUUUCUUUCAGUCAGAACCAGUCAGAACUGAAUAAUUUUCUGGUGUGGUCAGGAGUGAUUCAUUACAAAAUUAAUUUUAGGAUUGCAUUUAUAUACUACAAGCUCAACUACAAAGAUGAUGACUGAUCGUUUUGGAUUAAAAUGGGACCCCAAAAAUUUAGAAAUUAGAACUAUGUCUGUAGAAAAAACAUUGGAGCCCUUAGUUUUGCAAGUUACAACUCUUGUAAAUACAAAAGGACCAAGUAAAAAAAAGAAAGGAAAAUCUAAACGUGCCAAUGCAUUGGUUAGUACAGUAGAAAAAGCAACUGAAAACUUUAUUGAAAAAGGUGAACAGAUUGCUUACGAAAAUCCAGAUAUUACAGAUGAAAUGCUGGCAGCUGUGGACGAAGUUAAAAAAACAGGAACAGCAAUGAGUAUAGCUGCAAGGGAGUUUUCUGAAGAUCCGUGCUCUUCUUUAAAAAGAGGAAAUAUGGUUCGAGCUGCUAGAAACCUUCUAUCUGCUGUAACCCGUCUUUUAAUUCUUGCUGAUAUGGUAGAUGUUCACCUUUUGCUCAAAUCUUUACAUGUAGUUGAAGAUGAUUUAGAAAAACUUAAAAAUGCCUCAAGCAAUGGAGAACUCUUGGACAAUAUUAAAGCCUUUGGUCAAAAUGCCAAUGAACUAAUGAAUCAGGCAGCUAAAAGGCAACAAGAACUGAAAGACCCACAACUUCGUGAUGACUUGGCAGCUGCUAGAGCUGUACUUAAAAAACAUUCCACAAUGCUAUUGACAGCUUCAAAGGUGUAUGUACGUCAUCCUGAAUUGGCAGCAGCAAAAGCAAAUAGAGAUUAUGUACUAAAACAAGUAUGUGAAGCUGUCAAUACCAUUAAUGAUGUAGCACAGGGUAGGACUCCACAACCUGCUUGCGGGCCCUAUGAUGGUCCUGGAGAGUUGGCUGCUGCUUUAGAUGACUUUGAUGAUCACAUGGUGAUGGAACCUUUAGCUUACAACGAAGUCCACACAAGGCCUUCUUUAGAGGAACGUUUAGAAAGUAUUAUAAGUGGAGCAGCACUAAUGGCAGAUUCCAGCUGUACUAGAGAUGAAAGACGCGAGAGAAUAGUUGCAGAAUGUAACGCAGUUAGACAAGCUUUGCAAGAUUUGCUUUCUGAGUAUAUGACUAAUAUGGGAAAUAAAGAUAAAAGUGAAAGUCUCAAUAGAGCUAUUGAUAAUAUGGGAAGAAAGACUAGAGAUUUGCGAAGACAGCUCAGAAAAGCUGUUGUGGAUCAUGUGUCUGAUAGUUUUUUGGAAACCAAUGUACCUUUAUUGGUUCUAAUAAAAGCAGCUCAAAAUGGCAAUGAAAAAGAAGUAGAAGAAUAUGCGGUUGUGUUUACUGAACAUUCCAAUAAGUUAGUAGAGGUGGCAAACCUAGUUUGUAGCAUGUCGAACAAUGAAGAUGGAGUUAAAAUGGUUCGAUAUGCUGCUGCUCAGAUAGAUAAUCUAUGUCCAGAAGUAAUCAAUGCAGCUAGGAUCUUAGCUGCUAGACCUCGCAGUAAAGUUGCUCAAGAAAAUAUGGAAGCAUUUAAGCAAUCUUGGGAAAAUCAAGUUAGGAUUCUAACUGAAGCUGUUGACGAUAUUACUACUAUUGACGACUUUUUGGCAGUUUCUGAAAAUCAUAUUCUAGAAGAUGUCAACAAAUGCGUCCUUGCAUUACAAGAAGGUGAUGCUGAUACUCUAGAUCGCACUGCUAGUGGUAUUAGAGGCAGAUCUAAUCGAGUAUGCAAUGUUGUGACAGCUGAAAUGGAUAACUACGAACCUUGCAUUUACACUAAACGUGUUCUUGAAGCUGUUAAGGUAUUGAACGAUCAAGUAAUGCCUAAAUUUACCCAAAGAGUGCAAGUUGCUGUUCAAGCAUUAGGAAAUAGUCCACCAAAAGAAGUAGAUGAAAACGAUUUCAUUGAUGCCUCCAGACUUGUUUAUGAUGGUGUAAGAGAAAUAAGAAGAGCAGUAUUAAUGAAUAGAGCCGAUGAGGACUUAGAUCCUGAAGAUGUUGAAUUGGAUGAAAAUUAUUUGAUUGAAACAAGAAGUAAAUCAAGUGCCCAUACAGGAGAACAUGGUGUUGAUGAAUAUCCAGAUAUCAGUGGAAUUACAACUGCCAGGGAAGCUAUGGGUAAAAUGCCUGAAGAAGACAAACAAAAGAUUUUACAACAAGUUGAAUUCUUCAGAAGCGAAAAGCUCAAGUUUGAUCGUGAAGUUGCCAAAUGGGACGAUACUGGUAAUGAUAUUAUUGUACUUGCCAAACAUAUGUGUAUGAUUAUGAUGGAAAUGACAGAUUUUACAAGGGGUCGGGGUCCUUUAAAAACAACCAUGGAUGUUAUCAAUGCAGCAAAAAAGAUUUCAGAAGCUGGUACCAAAUUGGAUAAACUUACUCGUCAGAUAGCCGAGCAAUGCCCCGAAAGUUCUACAAAAAAAGAUUUAAUUGCUUAUCUACAACGUAUUGCCCUAUAUUGUCACCAAAUGAAUAUUACAUCCAAAGUUAAAGCUGAUGUACAAAAUAUCAGCGGGGAGCUCAUUGUUUCUGGGUUGGACAGUGCUACUUCUUUAAUCCAAGCAGCUAAAAACUUGAUGAAUGCUGUGGUACUUACCGUGAAAGCUUCUUAUGUUGCUUCUACAAAAUAUCCGAGACAAGGAACCGUUGCUGUAAGUAUACUAGUGAUGGAAAUUUGCAGGAAUUUUUGUGUACCUAUUUCAAUUUAUUUGUUCAUUAGUAUUUUACUGAUCUACCUCGAUAAACUCACUUCUCUCUUUAAAUUUAUGAAUACUGACAUUUGUUACUUGUGGGAGAAUACAUUUCUAUAUUUAUUCUAUAUAUAAAUGCCCAUGUAACAUUUAAUGUUAAUUAGUGUACAUUGAUUUUAAAAACAACCUCGUGAAGGGGUGAAUUUGAGAACUUUAUUGUUUCAAUAUCUGCCAAAUGAUUUUGAUUGUGUAAUGAUUAUAAAAAAUUGGGAUAAGUGAGCCCCUUAGAACAAAUAAGGUAUCAGUGCAAUAUUCACUGAAAUAUAAAAAAUUACCAAAAUAGCUAGUCUAAUCUCUGACAGAUUACACACAAAUCAAGGAAUUCAUUUGUGUAUCUUUAAUAAUGAUCAAAUAUGAACUGAAAUUAAUUGACCCACGUCACCUCCAAAACGUUUACCCUGUGAUUUAAACUGAAUGGCAGAUAUUUAAUAAAAUAAAUUUCAAAAUUUAUCCCUCCGUAGCAGUUUUAGAACAAAGUAUAAGCAAAGAAAUGCCCUCAUUUUUUAGACUAUUAUCAGAAAUUAAUGUAAUCUAGACCUACUUAUAUAAUCAAUAUUUAUCAAAAUUAAAGUUUACAUCGCUAUUUAAGUUAAUUUGUGAUAGUUCUGCUAUUAUUUCAUUCAAAAAAUGAGAUGAGUGAUUUAUUAUAUUCACUAUAAAUAUAUUAUUGUGUCCCAUUCCAUCAAUAUUUUUUUGCAGUCACCUAUUGUUGUGUGGAAGAUGAAGGCGCCAGAAAAGAAACCCUUAGUAAGACCUGAAAAACCAGAGGAAGUUCGUGCCAAAGUACGCAAAGGUUCACAAAAGAAAGUUCAAAAUCCAAUUCAUGCCCUUUCUGAAUUCCAAAGUCCCACAGAAUCUGUGUAAAAAUUAUUUUUAUUAACAACAUAUUGAAUAGUAUGUAAAUUAUUAUUUGCCUGAUUUUUCUGUGACUUUUAUAUGUGACUAGAUUCUUGUAAUUAUAUAGUCUGAUAAGGGGUUGACUAAUUAUGUCAACAUCACGUGAGUUAGUGGCAUUUCAUGUUUGUUUUAAACGUAUUCACAGUAGAAAAAAAUUUCAUAUGUAUUUUUUAAAUUUCGUAUUGGAUAAUGGGUUUUUACAUUGAAGACAUAGAAUGUCAUUUUUACAUAAAAUGAACUGUAUAUUUUUGAAUGUGAAUCUAACUUUGAAUGACAUGUGAUUACAUUCUUGAGCUAAAGAUAUUUAUAGUGAUCACGUGAUUUGCUUGGUCUACUCCUUCAUGGGGUUUUUUAGUAUUAAAUAUGUAGACUUGUUGUUUCGGGGGAUACAUAUCAACAAUCUACAGGAUAUUCCAUAUUAUUUUUGCAAUUUAGGUUUAUGAGGGUUUUGAAAGAAUUAUAACUAUGCAUCUUCAUCAUUUAAUUAGCUACAUUAGUAAAUAAAGUUCAAUGCAGACCUUUUCUAAAGUAUUAGUAUGACGUUUUUAAUUUAAAUGAAAAAUUUAUAUUAUAUAUAGGUCUGGGGUUGUAAGUUUACAUUGUCCAAGAUUAGUACAGGGUUUUUGUAUUAUUUGUAUCGUUCAUAAAUUAAGUGAAAAGUUUAUUCGUGAACUGACAUGAGAACUAUUUUUUUAGUGUUUAGUAGGUUAUCAAUCCUCCCAAUUUGCCAAAUACUGCCAAAUUGCGUAAAACUUGAAAUAUAAAUAUAAUCACAUUCAUCUGUGUUGCGAGUUUUUACAAAACCCAAAUAAAUCUUGUAUUAAUAUUGUCAGUUCGAAAUAGGUUGAUUUUGAUAGUUGAAGCUUUAUUUACAUUUAUGUAUUUUACUUAAUCUUGAUACCGAAUAAAGCAUUUUAAUAUA